This is a messenger RNA of Cornus florida, 849 nucleotides long. Its product is annotated as leucine-rich repeat extensin-like protein 5. Lineage: Eukaryota; Viridiplantae; Streptophyta; Magnoliopsida; Cornales; Cornaceae. The record is from RefSeq and is a predicted model, not a curated record. The transcript has a single exon. Gene Ontology annotation, molecular function: protein binding. The coding region runs from base 1 to 849 and encodes 282 amino acids.
AUGAUUAAACUGACUUUCGCAAAUUCAAGGCUCAAGAGAGCUUAUAUUGCUCUUCAAGCAUGGAAAAAAGCUAUUUACUCUGACCUGCAUAAUGUAACAGCCAAUUGGGUUAGUGAGAAUGUGUAUGCUUACAAUGGUAUACUUUGCACACCAACACACGAUAAUCCCAAAUUAAUAGUUGUUUUGGGUGUUUAUAUUAACCAUGGUGAUAUAGCUGGGUACCUUCCAGUUGAGCUCGGGCUUUUGACUGAUCUCACUAUAUUCCACAUCAACUAUAAUUGGUUUUGUGGAAUCAUCCCAAAUAGUUUCUCUAAACAUCAACAUUUUGAAGAGCUUGAUGUCAGCAAUAACCGCUUUGUGGGUUCAUUUCCAGAUGUUCUUCUCGAGUUACAUUCCCUUGUAUACAUUGACAUCAGAUACAACAAUUUUGAAGGGCCAAUUCCAGCAAAACUCUUUGACAAGAAAUAUAAUGUUUUGUUCUUGACUCAUAAUAGGUUAACUUCAGAAAUCCCUGAUCUCUGUGAAUGGAAGUGCGGAAAAGCAUCACCUCCUCCAACACCAUCAAAGAGUUAUAUUCAACCUCCCAUAUCCAAGCUACCACCAUCAACUCCGCCAACCCCUAUAUCCCAAUCAUCACCUCCUCUGACACCAUCAACACCAACUCCACCAACAUCAACUCUACCAUCCCCUACAUCCCAAACAUUACCUCCUCCAACCCCAUCCAAGAGUUAUACCCCACCACCCACCCCAACUCCACUAAGCCAAUCAUCCAAAUUAUCCCCUCCAUCAAAAGAAGGAAAAACUUAUAUUUCACCCCCAUUUCCAAGCCACCAACAUCAACUCCGCUAA